UAGAAAGCACAGUAGCCCAAGAUCAUCAGGUUAACACUGAACAAAAUGGGUUUCAAACUAAUUACCAUUAUCCUAGUUCUUGUGGCCUUUUGCACUAUAACCAGAGCCUACGACAAAGGGAAGUGCGAUGCCCGCCCUAGCGUGGAGGGACCUUGCUUGGCCGCAUCGGUCACCAGGUGGACCUUCAAGGACAAAAAAUGUCAGCCCUUCGAAUUCACUGGAUGUGGGCACACUGCUAACUUUUUUCGUGAUAAGGUUUUUUGCGAAAGAGCUUGCCAAUCGUGAUUUAAGCAGCUUUCUUAAACAAUUCCAUGUGUUUUAUGGGUAAACACCUACAAUUAUUUGAAUUCCAAUAAAUAUGAAAACUAGCUAAAACUGAA
Molecule: messenger RNA, 380 nt
Organism: Drosophila takahashii
Lineage: Eukaryota; Metazoa; Arthropoda; Insecta; Diptera; Drosophilidae
Source: RefSeq, a predicted model, not a curated record